AAGGGCGGUACCGGGAAAGAAAGCACAUUGUGCUUUAGACUAGCGCCUCACUCCGCUGCUCCUCGUGACUUUCAUACGUCUCAUUUGGGAAAAGUUUGGUUUCACGUGACAAAAGAGCUCACCUGUGAUUGUGAUAUGAUGCCAAGUUUAGAGCCAACAUGUCUGACAAAAAGGCCGUGAUCAAGAACGCAGACAUGUCCGAAGAAAUGCAGCAGGACGCCGUGGACUGCGCCAUGCAGGCCAUGGAAAAGUACAACAUCGAAAAGGACAUUGCCGCCUAUGUCAAAAAGGAGUUUGACAAAAAGUACAACCCCACGUGGCACUGCAUCGUGGGUCGGAACUUCGGCAGCUACGUGACGCACGAGACCAAGCACUUCAUCUAUUUCUACCUCGGCCAAGUGGCCAUCCUGCUCUUCAAGUCGGGCUGAAAUGCUCCUGUCCGUUAUACGGCUCCGUGCAGUCCGUCGGCCGCAGGUUUUUCUUAACGAAUGAUGGCGAAGAUGUGCCCAGUGUUGACCACGUUUUGGGAGUUAUUUUGUUGUCACGUGACCAACGCUUGUAUGUACAUUUAUUUCAAAUAGAAGUUUCAUUUUUCACUAAAUUAAAAGGAGUAGUAGUGUUUUUGUUGUAAAAGGCUUCAUUUUCUGUUGGGUUGUUGUCUUUGUGCUGAAUAAAAUUGCCCCACUUCCAACCAUGA
This is a messenger RNA of Syngnathoides biaculeatus (alligator pipefish), 697 nucleotides long. Its product is annotated as dynein light chain 2, cytoplasmic-like. The record is from RefSeq and is a predicted model, not a curated record. Gene Ontology annotation, molecular function: dynein light intermediate chain binding; dynein intermediate chain binding. Gene Ontology annotation, biological process: cilium assembly; microtubule-based process. The coding region runs from base 159 to 428 and encodes 89 amino acids. NCBI's taxonomy places the organism in Eukaryota, Metazoa, Chordata, Actinopteri, Syngnathiformes, Syngnathidae. Gene Ontology annotation, cellular component: cytoplasmic dynein complex. The transcript has 4 exons.